Cladocopium goreaui is the source of this 435-nucleotide messenger RNA. NCBI's taxonomy places the organism in Eukaryota, Dinophyceae, Suessiales, Symbiodiniaceae. The record is from the annotation of a GenBank genome assembly.
AUGCUCGCCAAUCGACGCGACACUCCAAAGAGAGUGGCCGCUUACUUGAAGCGUGGGUUUGGUCCCUACUACCUGGCCGACGACAAAAUCACUUUGGAGGCCUUCCGUCGCUUGCAUGAAGAAGUCAAAGAGCACUACAUCUUCGAAAAGAAGCUCAUGAACCUGUCUGUCUUUGGAUGGGGCGAGCCCUUUGACAUGGAUGCUGUAACCACCGCGAUGGCAAGUGACAAUACAAGCUAUGCAAGUUGGAAUGUGCCGCGAAUGGUGCAUCUGACCAGCGCCGGCAUCCGGAGCUUUUUCACCAAGCUCAGCGAGCAGACCGAUAAUCCCCGAUUUCAGGUGGAGUUUGUCGACAACGUCACGGGCUUGCCAGCAGCUCAGAGCAAGCUCGACAAAGUGCAGCAGGAGCAAUGGAUUGCUUGGGGCAUGCUCUAG